Cuscuta campestris is the source of this 793-nucleotide messenger RNA. Lineage: Eukaryota; Viridiplantae; Streptophyta; Magnoliopsida; Solanales; Convolvulaceae. The record is from the annotation of a GenBank genome assembly.
CGGAGAGGGUCGAUUGAUUUUCUCUUUGUAUCUCUUCCGUCCCGUCCCUGUAGACACACUGCUCUGUGUGGUGAAGGCAUGGUGAAAGCUUCGGGUGGGAAGCGAAAGUGUCUGCCUCCUCCGACCCUGGAAAGCGGGCCUCAGUCCAGAAAUUUACCAGGCGAAGUAGAAAAGGAGCUUCUGGAGGGGUUACUACAUCCCCACACCAAAGUUACUGAUGAAGAUAAAAAAAUGUACAUGUCCCUCCUACGCCCAGAGCCCUUUCAUGAGAAACCUGAGAAGAAGAAGAAGAAGAAGAAGUCUGGCUUCCGUAUAGUUUCUCAACCCACUGGGUUCGGUCAUUGGCCCGGAGGGCACAAUGACCCAGAACCUGUGGAGGAGAAAACUGGAACAAACAAGUUCACUCAAGAAGAACUGCGCAGGAACCUGAACUUGCGAUGGGCAUUGGCUCCUCUCGCUAACUACAACAGGAGACAUGCGACAAACUAUAAGCUUGUGGAAGCCAUCAACUGCAAUGGGUUUCUUCUUCCUGCAUACAAUAUAUGGGCUCAUUGCGCUUUCAAAGCUGCGACCGAAACUUCUUCUGUUCCAGAGCUCUUCUUUGCUGAAUUUUACCAAUACGAGCUUCAUAAAUAUCACUUCCAGAGUGUUACCAAUCGUGAGAACUUCUAAACAUUGUUCGUUCUUAGCCUAUAUAGAUCACCACGUAACAGAACAUUGUUGUCUUCGUACUAUCGUUUGGAUUGUUUGCAGACUAACCGAUAAAACUCAUCCAUAAAGCUUAUUGGUUUUG